AUGGCUGCAAAACUCAUUGACCGACAAUUCCAUAAUGUCCCAGGUAGAUUCCGGGUGGCAGAACUGUUCUUCGAGGUUCCCAUCAACUACAGCCAGCCAGGAGAUGGAGCGCUGCGAUUAUUUGCUCGCAGUAUCUGCCGUGCAGUGAAGCCAGUUGAUCCUGGAAAGGACGAGAAACACCCGCAACUCCCUUGGCUUGUCUACUUGCAGGGCGGCCCCGGUAUGGGGUGUCGCCCUCCCCAGGAGUAUGGCUGGGUUGGAACUGCUUUAGAUAAGGGAUAUCAGGUAUUGUUUCUUGAUCAACGUGGAACUGGACUCAGUUCAACCAUCACAGCAGGCACUUUGGCUUUGCAGGGAAAUGCUAUCAAACAAGCCGAAUAUCUGAAACACUUUCGGGCCGACAACAUUGUGCGGGACUGCGAAGCUGUUCGUCGGUGUCUCACCACAGACUACCCCGAGGAGAAGCGAAAGUGGAGUAUAAUCGGACAGAGCUUCGGAGGGUUCUGCGCAGUGACAUAUCUUUCUAUGUUCCCAGAGGGUCUUGCCGAGGCUUUUAUCUGCGGCGGGCUUCCGCCGUUAGUCAACGGGCCAGAUGCUGUCUACUCACGCACUUACGAAAAGGUAUUGGAGAGGAACAAAUGUUACUACUCCAAGUUCCCCGAAGACGUGGCUCGGGUGAAGGGAAUCGUCGAGUACCUGAAGCAAAAUAAGAUCACGGUGCCAUCCGGCACACUUACUCCUCAACGGAUCCAGCAACUCGGGAUCAUGUUUGGCAUGCAUGGUGGGCUCGAUAGCGUUCAUGAUCUGAUCCUGCGCGCCACGAGUGACUUAGACUCCUUCGGGUUUCUCACGCAUCCCACACUCGUUGCCCUCGAUAGUUACGGCGGCUACGAUAACAACGUCAUUUACGCCAUACUCCACGAGUCAAUUUACUGCCAAGGGGAGGCCUCAAACUGGUCUGCCGACAGACUACGAUCCUCAAAUCCCUGGUUCAGUCUUACCUCUGAUUCACCCGAAAUCCUUUUUACUGGAGAGAUGAUAUACAAGGACAUGUUCGACUCCUACAGCGAGCUCAAUCAGAUCAAAGAGGUGGCGGAUAUUCUAGCAGCAACAACCGACUGGCCCGCGCUCUACGACGAGGAACAGUUGGCGAAGAAUGAAGUGCCCGUUUAUGCGGCAACGUACUUGGAGGAUAUGUAUGUGCAUUUCGAGCACGCGUCGAACACAGCGGCGAAGAUCAAGGGUAUCAAGCAGUUCAUCACGAAUGUGAUGUAUCAUAACGCCAUCCGGAGCAAGGCGGACGAGGUUUUCCAGCAGCUCUUCGCGCUGAGGGAUGAUACGAUUGACUAG
This is a messenger RNA of Aspergillus calidoustus, 1350 nucleotides long. NCBI's taxonomy places the organism in Eukaryota, Fungi, Ascomycota, Eurotiomycetes, Eurotiales, Aspergillaceae. The record is from the annotation of a GenBank genome assembly.